UCCGCAAGGGCUCCCCUAUUGCUCCAGAGGACUGGCGGGGCGCCGACCUCAGCUCUGGGACCCGGGGCUCCACCACAGCAAGAGGCGCGCCCCACGGGUGGGUGUGUCCGUUUCCACCUUCUGGCCUUCCAGCCCAGAGAAGAGCUCCUGAAAGCGGGUAUUUUGUUCCCACAGAUAGAUUUUGUCUGUGGUAAUCCCGGCUCCAGAAGUGCAACUUUGCGGCCGGGUCACCCGUUGGGGGACUGGGGACCUGGGAGGGGGAAGAGCGGAUCUUGUCUGCAUCAUCAAGGAGGAGGCGGGCUGCGAAAGCGGGGGCAGCAGAGCGGGGGGAGUUCCCACGGGUGGUGGGCGGCGGCGAGCUUGGCUCGGACCCGGGUCCGUAUCGUGCUGUGACGCGCCUGGAAGCCAGCCCCGCCCGCCGCCCCAGCCCCCAGCUCCCAGCCCCCAGCCCCCAGCCCCCAGCCCCCACCCCCCAGCCCGCCUCUUCCGCGCUUGGAGCGUGAGGUUUGGUGGGGAUCUGUCUGAAGCCUACCAGAAAACUUUUCCCCUCCCAGCCCCCGGGUCCCUUUUGUCUUUCUUGGAGGCGGCGACGACGCCUGAACCGCGAGUCGCGCGCCGCACCCGGUGACCUCCGAGGGCUGGAGCGCUCAGGCUCCUGCGCUCGAUGGCGGCGGCCGGCGGCCCCGCGACCCGCGGCCGGCACAAGCAGCGGCACGUCCCCCGCCCCGAGGCCGCCGCCGCCCCCCCGGCUCGGGGGUAGGGGAGCCCCCCACCCUCCCGGGAGCCCCCCACCCUCCCCCGCCCGCCCCCUCGCCUGACUCAGCCGCGCUCGGUGGCCGCGCCGCGUCCGCUGCCCGAGCCCUGCCGGGAUGGGGAGGGAGCCCGAGGCUGACCGCGGCUGCCGAGAUUCCCGCUGACGCCCCCGAGCCCGCCGCCGCCUCCUUCGCUGGUUCCGGAGGCGCCCGACGUCCCAACUGCUCCUGCACUGCAAGUCCCGAGAGGCGACUGGACCCCUGAGGCCCCGCGCUCAGGACAGAGAUUGGACUCCCGGGAGAGCCAGGCUUCUCUGCACAAGUUUAUCAUUACCGCUACCGGGGAUCUGACGGGCUUCUGGAUGACCAGUGCUGAACUGCCAGCCUUGCUUCGUUGUACUUAAACAACAGACUGAGCUAUGAUAGCAACUGGUGGAGUGAUAACUGGCCUGGCUGCCUUGAAAAGGCAAGACUCUGCCAGAUCACAGCAUCACAUCAACCUCAGCCCAUCACCUACUGCCCAAGAGAAGAAACCAGUCAGGCGUCGGCCACAGGCCGAUGUCGUAGUCGUUCGAGGCAAAAUCCGGCUGUAUUCCCCAUCUGGUUUUUUUCUCAUUCUGGGAGUGCUUAUCUCCAUUGUAGGAAUCGCAAUGGCGGUCCUCGGCUAUUGGCCCCAGAAAGAACAUUUUAUUGAUGCUGAGACGACACUGUCGACUAAUGAAACUCAGGUCAUUCGGAACCAAGGCGGUGUGGUGGUUCGCUUCUUUGAGCAACAUUUGCAUUCUGACAAAAUGAAAAUGCUCGGCCCUUUCACAAUGGGGAUUGGCAUCUUCAUUUUCAUUUGUGCAAAUGCCAUUCUUCAUGAGAACCGUGACAAAGAAACCAAAAUCAUACACAUGAGGGAUAUCUAUUCCACAGUGAUCGACAUCCACACGCUAAGAAUCAAGGAGCAAAAGCAUAUGAAUGGCAUCUACACCGGUUUGAUGGGAGAAACAGAAGUAAAACAGAAUGGGAGUUCCUGUGCCUCGAGGCUGGCAGCAAAUACCAUUGCCCCUUUCUCAGGUUUUAGGAGCAGUUUUCGCAUGGACAGCUCUGUCGAGGAGGAUGAGCUGGCGCUAAACGAAAAUAAGAGUUUGGGGCAUCUUAUGCCACCUUUGCUUGCUGACAGCUCUCUGUCUGUCUUUGGCCUCUAUCCACCUCCUUCCAAAACCACUGAUGAUAAGACCAGCGGCCCUAAGAAAUGUGAAACCAAAUCAAUUGUGUCCUCGUCCAUCAGCGCUUUUACAUUGCCUGUGAUCAAACUGAAUAACUGUGUUAUUGAUGAGCCCAGUAUAGAUAACAUCACCGAGGAUGCUGAGAACCUCAAAAGUAGGUCAAGGAAUUUGUCGAUGGAUUCCCUUGUGGUCCCUUUGCCCAACGCCAAUGAGUCCUUCCAGCCAGUCAGCAUGGUGCUCCCCAGGAAUCAUUCCAUCGGGGAGUCUCUGUCGAGCCAGUACAAGUCCUCUGUUGCCCUUGGGCCUGGGGCUGGACAGCUCUUAUCUCCUGGGGCUGCUAGAAGACAAUUUGGGUCCAACACGUCUUUACAUUUGCUCUCGUCACAUUCAAAAUCCUUAGACUUAGACCGGGGUCCCUCCACCCUAACUGUCCAGGCAGAACAACGAAAACACCCAAGUUGGCCUCGGUUGGAUCGGAGCAACAGCAAAGGAUAUAUGAAACUAGAGAAUAAAGAGGACCCGAUGGAGAGGCUGCUUGUACCCCAAGCUGCAAUCAAAAAAGACUUUACCAAUAAGGAGAAGCUUCUUAUGAUUUCAAGGUCUCACAAUAAUUUGAGUUUUGAACACGAUGAGUUUUUGAGUAACAACCUAAAGCGGGGAACUUCUGAAACGAGAUUUUAAUGUUCAGAAAUAUAUCAUUUUACAAGGCUACAUAUUUUAAAACAAUUUUCACCAGUGUUUCCUUGUUAAAGUAUUGGUUAAAAGCCCUUUUAACCAAAUGAUGUGUAGUGUUAGACCUGGCUGUUUAUACUGGAGAUGGUUAUAUGUUUGGGUUACAUAUGAUUGCAGCACUUUAUAUUAUCACAAAUGAUUUUACAUUUUCCAUUCCUUUGAAAAGAUUAUCUCUUUUAUUAAUAUGAAUACAGAACACUUCCAUCUGAAUUAAAGCUCGCAUUCCUUACUUUCAAGUUCUUUCAUUGAUGGUCAUAUACAUAGAAUGAAGUGUCCAGUUUGGAAGAGGUAAGGUACCAAAGUGUGGACUAGAAGUACCAAAUUUAAGGCCAAGAUUCAAUAUAUACUUCUAAAUGAGCAUGAGUGAAAAUGUUAGAUGUGAUUUUCUAAAUAAUUGCUUUUUUACAAAAUUGGUUAAAUUAUCUAAUAGGAAAAAGAUCUGGUUUCUGGGCGAGCUAAAUAAUGUGAAUUCGUGAAAUUGGUUUAGUUCUACUUGAGCUAAUUGAUAGGAAUUAAGUUGGUUGUGAUCAGUACCCUGAGCUCUAGGUAGGUAGUAUUUUUUUUCAGCAUUAGUUCUAUUUUAGUGAUGUUUUAUCAAGAAACCAUGUAUUCAAGCACCAUGGCUGAGAAUGCCAGGGAUUUGUAGGGGUAAAUAUCAAAAUGCUAAUAGCUAUAACUUUAGAUAUUCAGAAUCAAAAUUUCUUUGCAACUAACUUGAAAAAGGAAUGAACCAAUUAGUUUGUAGACAUGCUAUCUUGAAAUAAUUCUAUACAUGAAGAAAAUGUUGACUAAUAAACAAAAAUACACUAUGGGUUAGUUAAUGCUAACUAGUCUCAGUACCUUUCCUAGCCAUCUCUUUUAUUAUCCAACAUCCACUCAUCCCCAAAUCCUCACUUCCCCUCAAUAUUUUUUAGAUCCUGUUAUCUGGAAAAUAAUCAGCUAACCCUGACAUUUCUUUUUUAUCUUUGCCUCUCACUCGCUUGGUGAUUCAAGAAAAUUUAGUCCUUGAAGAAUUGCUUUGAAAUUUACCUUGUGCAGGAAAGCCUUAUGAUGACCCCAAAGAUUUUCUUAUGAUGUAAGGCCUUUUGGGGAUUUUGGUUCUCAGUUAUUGAAGAUAAUAAAUACUAAAAUGGAUGUUUCCAUUAGAAAAUGUUUAUGUUUUUCCAUUAAGGUAACAUGUGACUUUAAGAAUUGUUUAAUGGAAUACUCAGGAAAUUUUACAGGUUUUUCCCAAUGCCUAAAUGUUUCUGAGCAUCAGUAUUGCAGCUGUUGUGGAAGCGGAGAAAGAGUAUACAUUUCUGUUCGUAGCUCCCCGCGAUUCCAGCUUGUGUUGGCGUCACGGGCUUCCCUGAUUUGAGUCCAUGUUACUUGUUAGAACACCAAGCCUGUGUAUUGUAAUAGAGUGGGCUCAAUAUUUUACUAU
Messenger RNA from Prionailurus viverrinus (fishing cat), 4121 nucleotides. It is a transcript of the gene TMEM200A, whose product is annotated as transmembrane protein 200A. The coding region runs from base 1172 to 2647 and encodes 491 amino acids. Lineage: Eukaryota; Metazoa; Chordata; Mammalia; Carnivora; Felidae. The transcript is spliced from 3 exons. The record is from RefSeq and is a predicted model, not a curated record.